Molecule: messenger RNA, 6400 nt
Organism: Nothoprocta perdicaria
Lineage: Eukaryota; Metazoa; Chordata; Aves; Tinamiformes; Tinamidae
Gene: DIP2A
Product: disco interacting protein 2 homolog A
Exons: 39
Coding region: 1-4749 (1582 amino acids)
Cellular component (GO): cell surface
Source: RefSeq, a predicted model, not a curated record
AUGGCCGCUGAGCGCGGGGGCUGCGGGCCCUUGGACGCGGUGCCGCUGCCGCCCGAGGUGCGCGAGAGCCUGGCGGAGCUGGAGCUGGAGCUGUCGGAAGGAGACAUCACUCAGAAAGGAUAUGAGAAGAAAAGGGCAAAGCUGUUAGCACGGUACAUACCACUCAUUCAAGGGGUGGAUCCAUCUCUGCAAGCAGAGAACCGAGUCCCAGGCUCUUCACAAGCUACAGCUGCUGUGUCCAAGCAGCAGAAGUCCCGUUCCACCAACUCGAGGGAUGAGCGCUUUCGAUCUGACGUCCACACUGAAGCAGUACAAGCAGCGCUGGCCAAGUACAAAGAGAGGAAAAUGCCCAUGCCUUCGAAAAGACGAUCUGUUCUCGUGCACUCUUCAGUAGAAACGUACACCCCUCCAGACACAUCGUCCGCAUCGGAAGAUGAGGGCUCCUUACGUCGGCAAGGGCGGAUCACCUCCACUCCGUUCCAGAGCCAUUCCAACGUAGAGCCCUGGCUUAACCGGGUCAUUCAGGGCUCCUCCACCUCAUCCUCUGCAUCCUCCACCUCAUCUCAUCCAGGAGGGAAACCCGCCGCUGCUUCCAAUACUGCUACUGCCACCGCUGCUGCCACUGUGCUUGCAGAUCUCAUGGCACACACCCAGCUAGAAAACCACUCUGCACCUCCUGACGUAACCACGGGCCUGGUGGAACACUUGCAUCAUGAGCGUCCCCAAGUAGCUUCAGUCCGGGGAGUUCCCAGAGGCUACAACAGCAGCAUUUUGGAAACUGCUGAUGGUGUCCCGGUGAAUAGCAGAGUGUCCUCUAAGAUCCAGCAGCUUCUAAAUACCUUGAAAAGACCAAAACGCCCACCCUUGAAAGAGUUUUUUGUUGAUGAUUUUGAAGAACUGCUAGAAGUGCAACAGCCUGAUCCGAAUCAACCAAAGCCCGAGGGAAAUCAAAUGAAUGUCCUUAAAGGUGAACCCCUAGGGGUGGUAACCAACUGGCCCCCUUCUCUGCUGGCUGCCCUGCAGCGCUGGGGAACUACCCAGCCGAAAGCUCCGUGUCUGACUGCACUGGACACCACUGGCAAAGCUAUUUAUACGCUCACCUAUGGCAAGUUAUGGAGUCGAAGCUUGAAGUUGGCAUAUACCCUGCUAAACAAACUGACUGCUAAGAAUGAACCACUGCUCAAGCCUGGGGACCGGGUGGCUCUUGUAUUUCCUAAUAGUGACCCGGUGAUGUUCAUGGUGGCAUUCUAUGGAUGUCUCCUAGCAGAACUUAUUCCUGUCCCAAUAGAAGUUCCUCUAACAAGAAAGGAUGCUGGCAGCCAACAGAUUGGUUUUCUUUUGGGCAGCUGUGGAGUAACAUUAGCUUUAACCACUGAUGCUUGUCAAAAAGGCCUUCCUAAAGCUCAGACUGGAGAGGUAGUUACAUUCAAAGGUUGGCCACGUCUCGUUUGGUUUGUAAUUGAUGGGAAGCAUCUGGCUAAGCCGACUAAAGACUGGCAUCCACAAGUCCGGGAUGCCAGUGCUGAUAUUGCUUAUAUCGAAUACAAGACAAGUAAAGAGGGCAGCACGGUGGGCAUUACUGUAUCUCAUGCCUCCAUGCUGGCACACUGUCAUGCAUUGACUCAGGCCUGUGGCUAUUCAGAAGCUGAAACGCUAACAAAUGUCCUGGAUUUCAAAAGAGAUGCUGGUCUUUGGCAUGGAGUACUAACAAGCGUUAUGAACAGAAUGCAUGUCAUCAGCAUUCCCUAUGCAUUAAUGAAGGUUAAUCCACUUUCAUGGAUACAGAAAGUCUGCUCGUACAAAGCCCGUGUAGCAGUAGUAAAAUCACGAGAUAUGCAUUGGUCACUUUUAGCUCAGAGGGAUCAAAGAGAUGUCAGUCUGAGCUCUUUACGAAUGUUAAUAGUAGCAGAUGGAGCCAAUCCAUGGUCUAUAUCUUCAUGUGAUGCGUUCCUCAAUGUAUUUCAGUCCAGAGGUUUGAGACCAGAAGUAAUCUGUCCCUGUGCUAGUUCCUCAGAGGCUCUAACUGUCGCUAUCCGCAGACCUCCAGAACUGGGUGGACCCCCUCCGGGAAAAGCAGUGUUGUCUAUGAAUUGUUUGAGUUUCAGUGUGAUAAGAGUGGAUACAGAAGAGAAGUUGUCAGUGCUAACUGUGCAGGAUGUUGGUCAGAUUAUGCCUGGAGCAAACGUUUGUGUUGUGAAGGUGGAUGGAACUCCUUAUCUGUGCAAAGCUGAUGAGGUUGGAGAAAUCUGUGUGAAUUCAGGUGCGACCGGCAUGGCGUAUUUUGGCCUCCUCGGAAUCACUAAGAAUGUCUUUGAGGCAAUUCCAGUGACAGCAGCCGGUGUGCCUGUUUCAGAUCAACCUUUUACAAGAACAGGAUUGCUAGGCUUUGUUGGUCCAGACUACUUAGUGUUUGUGGUGGGAAAAUUGGAUGGCCUGAUGACCGUGAGCGGCCGCAGGCACAAUGCAGACGAUGUGGUGGCCACUGCGUUGGCAGUAGAACCAAUGAAGUUUGUCUACCGAGGAAGGAUAGCAGUGUUUUCUGUGACCGUUUUGCAUGAUGAUCGAAUAGUGCUUGUGGCAGAGCAGCGCCCUGAUGCGUCAGAGGAGGAUAGUUUUCAGUGGAUGAGCAGGGUGCUACAGGCAAUUGAUAGCAUUCACCAAGUGGGCGUCUACUGUCUUGCCUUGGUGCCAGCCAACACUUUGCCAAAGGCUCCACUUGGAGGAAUUCAUAUUUCAGAAACCAAGCAGCGGUUUUUAGAGGGUGCCCUGCACCCUUGCAAUGUCUUAAUGUGUCCGCAUACUUGUGUAACUAACCUGCCCAAGCCUCGGCAGAAACAGCCAGAUGUUGGUCCUGCUUCAAUGAUAGUAGGAAACCUCGUUGCAGGAAAGAGAAUUGCACAGGCCUCAGGGAGAGAUGUUACCCAGUUGGAAGAUAAUGACCAAGCAAGAAAGUUCCUGUAUUUAGCAGACGUCCUUCAGUGGCGAGCCCAGACAACUCCGGACCAUCCUCUCUUCCUGUUGUUAAAUUCCAAGGGCACUGUAGCUAGCACUGCCUCUUGCAUACAGCUGCACAAGAGAGCAGAGAGAGUGGCCGUUGCACUGAUGGAGAAAGGACGACUGAAUGUUGGUGACCACGUAGCCCUGGUUUAUCCUCCAGGAGUAGACCUAAUAGCAACUUUCUAUGGUUGCUUAUAUGCUGGAUGUAUUCCUAUCACCGUUCGCCCUCCUCAUCCACAGAAUCUUGCUACUACUCUGCCCACUGUCAAAAUGAUUGUAGAGGUCAGUAAAUCUGCAUGUAUACUCACCACACAAGCAAUAAUGAAACUGCUGAAGUCUAAGGAAGCUGCAACAGCUGUAGAUAUUAAAACGUGGCCCACUAUUCUGGAUACAGAUGAUAUGCCCAAAAAGAAGCUGGCUAAUAUUUUUAGACCUCCAUCUCCAGAUACGUUGGCAUACUUGGACUUCAGUGUGUCUACUACUGGCAUAUUAGCAGGAGUAAAGAUGUCACACGCAGCUACAAGUGCCUUAUGUCGCUCGAUAAAACUGCAGUGCGAGCUCUACCCUUCACGUCAAAUCGCCAUCUGCCUUGACCCUUACUGUGGCUUGGGCUUUGCACUGUGGUGCCUGUGCAGCGUGUAUUCAGGUCAUCAGUCUAUUCUAGUCCCCCCUCUUGAGCUGGAGAGCAACGUGUCCCUGUGGUUGUCUGCUGUAAGCCAGUAUAAAGUGCGUGUCACCUUCUGCUCUUAUUCAGUGAUGGAGAUGUGCACCAGGGGGCUUGGGACACAGACUGAUAUGCUGCGGAUGAAAGGAGUUAACCUGUCCUGUGUGCGAACGUGCAUGGUGGUUGCAGAGGAGAGACCAAGGAUUACAUUAACACAGUCUUUCUCAAAGUUGUUUAAAGACUUGGGCCUCUCUGCUCGGGCAGUGAGCACUACGUUUGGGUGCCGGGUCAAUGUAGCAAUUUGCUUACAGCCAAACAGGCUGGGCAAGCUGGCUGAACAGGGAACAGCAGGACCAGAUCCAACAACAGUCUAUGUAGAUAUGAGAGCACUUCGACAUGACAGGGUACGCUUGGUAGAGAGAGGCUCUCCACACAGCCUGCCGCUUAUGGAGUCUGGGAAGAUUCUUCCAGGAGUAAAAGUUAUCAUAGCGCACACAGAAACCAAGGGACCUCUGGGAGACUCACAUUUAGGAGAGAUAUGGGUGAGUAGUCCACAUAAUGCUACGGGUUACUACACCGUGUAUGGAGAGGAGGCACUGCACGCUGAUCACUUUACUGCCCGCUUGAGUUUCGGAGACACUCAGACCGUGUGGGCACGGACUGGGUACCUUGGCUUUCUGCGCAGAACAGAACUUACUGAUGCUAGUGGAGAGCGGCACGAUGCCCUGUACGUGGUAGGCUCUUUGGAUGAAACACUGGAGCUCAGAGGAAUGAGGUAUCAUCCCAUUGAUAUAGAGACCUCUGUAAUAAGAGCACAUAAGAGCAUUGCAGAAUGUGCUGUAUUUACAUGGACCAACCUGCUUGUGGUGGUUGUGGAACUGGAAGGCUCCGAGCAAGAAGCAUUGGACUUGGUUGCACUGGUGACAAAUGUGGUCCUCGAAGAGCAUUAUCUUAUAGUCGGUGUUGUAGUCAUUGUGGACCCUGGUGUUAUUCCUAUCAAUUCCCGUGGGGAAAAGCAGCGAAUGCACUUGAGAGAUGGAUUCUUGGCUGACCAGCUGGAUCCUAUUUACGUUGCCUACAACAUGUGAAAACACAAAAUCGCACCAAGGCUAAAGCACCAAAUCUAGAGACUUUCUGAAUAGCAUCUGAAUCAGUUUGUGUUUUUAAAAGCUUUUGAAGACCGCAGGAAAAUGGAGAUAUUCACCUUCACGAACCUUCAUCUCUCAGACUGUGUUUGCUUUCGUAAAUCCAUUGCAACAGUUACAGCUGUCUUAGGAUGGAGAAUUUACUGGAAUUCCUGAAGGAAAUUGAGCAGAACUAUCAUGGACCAAUUUUUUUACAAUAAUUAUGAAUGUCAAUACCUUGAUGCACUGCAUAAAAGGACAAAAAGUGGGGUGGGGAGAGAGCACCAGCUGUGAGGAGGACUCUUGCAAGUAAUACUGAAAGUUGUGGGUAGCCAUUUGGAGCUAACUCUCCAUGUGCUUGUCUGCCAUAUAUUGGUGGUAACUGUGCUGGCACAUAACUUUCAAGAUUGCACGCAUCUCUGCCAGAUUCUCUACUGUACUGAAAGGAAUUUGCACAUACUUGAGGUUUAAAAAAUGCAGCGUUUAAUUUUAAAUCACUGACUCAUCCUCAUUCAGAAGGAAACAAUUCAUUCCAAUCCUGGAUUCAAUAUUGCAACAAUUAUGCUGCUGUUCAGCCUUUUCGUACCAAGCAAAAACAAAUACUGCAUCUGUAACACGGUUACUUACAGUGCCAUGCUGGACUCUGUCAUGCUAUAAACUUUGUAAGAAAAUAUAAAUAUCUAGUUUUAACUACUUGAUGCAGGAGGCUUAUAUGUUCUUGCUCUCAUAACUUCAUGUUAAAUAGUAAAGUUGCUUGUUUUCAUAGCAUUAAGCUGUUAAUUACUGCCCUACGUAAAGCCAAGUUUUUCAAAACUUCAUUCCAAAGUCAAUAGUCUCUGAAUCACUGGUAGAACUGUCUACAAAGCAUGAUCUUGCAAUAUGUUUUCCCUGAAUAUCCUGUGCUAAAACCUAUAUAAUAGUGACUUUUUCCACCAUGGAAAAGAUAUUCAGUGUUAGUGUUAGCUGGAUUUGCUGUGGUACAAACUUUCAUCUUUUAGUUGUAUGUAGAUAGAGUUUUUAUUCAAGCUGAAAUUGGUAGAGUCACCUUUGACUAAUUAAGCUUUUGAAAUUUCUGCCUGAUCUUACACUACAGUAAACCUAAUUCAGAAAGAGAAUAUGAAAUUAUUCAAUUACUACUUGUGUUUGAAAAGAAGCACGAGUCUAGCAAAUAACUAUUUUUAUAGAGCUAAUAAAGAGUUUAAGCUAUUUGAUUUUUUUUUAAUAAUAAUGCAUGAAUUUGGCAAAACAGCCACCUUUUUUUGCAAGGCAAUUCUGCCUGGAUCAGUGCCUAAGAAAGAUGGAUGUUAGUCCCAUGAGAGGAGGACAUCAAAUGGCUCUUGCUCAAAUAAACUAUCUUCAACAGCAGCAACAAAAAAGCUUUCAUAUAUAGUAAUUCUUUGCCCUCAUGGUGUUUAACUGUGGUGUAUUAUACAGCUACGUAUCUUGAAACUCUUCACUGUAAUUAUGUACAGAACUUGUGUAACUUAUUGUUUUAAGUACAGUGACCUUAAGCAGUGGACUACAAGACACUCCUCAGAACAGCUGGCAAAAGGAAAGAGCUACCUAACCCCAAUUUUAAUGUUGUAGUUUUUUUAGCGAAUAAAGCAUUGUACUU